Molecule: messenger RNA, 717 nt
Organism: Canariomyces notabilis
Lineage: Eukaryota; Fungi; Ascomycota; Sordariomycetes; Sordariales; Chaetomiaceae
Exons: 2
Coding region: 1-717 (238 amino acids)
Biological process (GO): mitochondrial respirasome assembly
Cellular component (GO): mitochondrion
Source: RefSeq, a predicted model, not a curated record
AUGUCAGACCAGCCGCUGCCUAAUAGUCGGCCAUUGCCAUCGUCCUUCGACGAAAAUGAUGAUUUCUACAACGAAUCCGGCCUUCGCAAGGUUGUCCGUCGUCUCAGAGAAGAGCCGCUCGUCCCCAUCGGCGCGCUGCUCACCGUGGCCGCAUUCACCAACGCUUACCGAGCGAUGCGACGGGGCGACCACCACAAGGUUCAGCGCAUGUUCCGGGCGCGUGUCGCCGCGCAGGCGUUUACCGUCGUAGCCAUGGUUGCGGGCGGCAUGUACUACGCUGAGGACCGGCACAAGCAGCGGGAGCUCUGGAAGCUGAAGCAACAGCAGGAGGCCGAGGAAAAGCGGCAGAAAUGGAUCCGGGAGCUGGAGGCCCGCGACGAGGAGGAAAAGGCGUUCAGGGAGAAACUCGACCGGAGACGGAAACGGGCGGCCGAGCGCGCCGACCAGGAUACCGGCACAGAUGGCGUCGCUGCUCAGGCGAGGGCCGCUCUGAGAGAGGCCAAAGCCGCCAAGCCUGCGAAUGCCAAGCAAGAAGCGACAGAUAGCGACCCGGUCGAAGAGGAACCCAGCCGGGCGCCCGACAACGGGAACAAGCCUAAAAGUGGACUCUUAAACUCUUUAAACUCCCUGGGCGGGUUGUUCGGUAGGUCCAAAGGGACGCCAGAGCAGCCGCUUCAGAGCCCGGAGGAUCAUCGGAAGCCCGUUUCCGAAAAGUGA